Molecule: messenger RNA, 1274 nt
Organism: Quercus robur (English oak)
Lineage: Eukaryota; Viridiplantae; Streptophyta; Magnoliopsida; Fagales; Fagaceae
Product: peroxidase 55-like
Exons: 3
Coding region: 81-1052 (323 amino acids)
Biological process (GO): response to oxidative stress; hydrogen peroxide catabolic process
Molecular function (GO): peroxidase activity; heme binding
Source: RefSeq, a predicted model, not a curated record
AUAUUGAGCAAUAGCUACAGAGAAAGAGAGAAACAACUAAAGAGGUGAAGAGAAAAGUUGAAUAUAGAUAAGCGAGGGAAAUGGGGUUAUGGAGAGGGAUAGUUUUGUUACUGGCUUUUAUGAUCAUAUGGAGAGGAGAGGGGCAACUAGUUGAAAAUUUCUACAGCUCGAGCUGCCCAAACGUUGAGUCCAUAGUGCAACAGGUAGUUUCUACAAAGUUUAGCCAGACUUUCACCACAAUCCCAGCCACUCUGCGUCUAUUUUUCCAUGAUUGCUUUGUUCAGGGAUGUGACGGCUCAAUCAUGAUAUCAUCGCCAAAUAGUGAUGCAGAAAAGGAUGCCCAAGAUAAUCUUUCCCUAGCUGGAGAUGGGUUUGACACUGUCAUCAAGGCAAAGCAAGCCGUGGAACAAGCCUGCCCUGGCAAAGUCUCAUGUGCCGACAUUUUAGCUAUUGCUGCAAGAGAUGUUGUUGUCCUGGCUGGAGGCCCUUCAUUCAAUGUAGAACUUGGACGCCGCGAUGGCCUUAUUUCUCGGGCAUCUCUGGUAGCUGGUAAUUUGCCAGAACCAACCUUUAAUCUCAACCAGCUCAGCACCAUUUUUGCCAAAAACAAUCUUAGCCAAAAUGAUAUGAUUGCAUUGUCUGGAGCUCAUACUGUAGGCUUCUCACACUGCAGUCGCUUUUCAAACCGCUUGUACUCAUUUUCAUCAUCCUCUCCUGUCGACCCUUCUUUGAAUCCUACUUAUGCCCAGCAGUUGGAAGCAGGUUGUCCUCAAAAUGUAGACCCCAGCAUAGCUGUUGAUCUUGAUCCUGUAACCCCGCAAACUUUUGACAAUGUGUACUACCAAAACCUAGUUGCAGGAAAGGGCUUGUUAACUUCAGAUCAGGUGCUCUACACUGACCCAACAUCUCAACCUACUAUAGUAGAUUUUGCGAACAAUCCUGGUGAUUUCAAUGGAGCUUUUAUCGCGGCAAUGAGGAAGCUCGGUAGAGUUGGUGUUAAGACUGGUAACGAUGGACAGAUUAGGACAGACUGCACAGCAUUCAAUUCAUGAAGAUAGGAUAUAUCCUAGCAACAAUUACAGGUUCUAGUGAGGAAAGUAUGAUCAUUGUGAAAUAAUACCCUCCGAAGAACAGAAGUUAAUCUGUAAUCACGAAAAUUGAUUACUAUAUAUAAUAUAGGUAGCAAUUGCUGCACUUGUAUUAUUAUUCAUUUAAUUAGAAUAUGUCGGCUGGGUUGUAAGAUAUAUUCAAUAAUAAUGUGUUCCAUUAUUUAA